UAGUUCUGUUUUCAGCUGGAAAUGGAAAAUAUUCUUGCUUUAUGCCUGCUGGUAUUUUUCGUCUCGUUGCGUUCCAGUUUGGUUGAGGCCAAUAUCUUCAAUAGCAUGCUGUUGCAGUGGGGUGCUCAACAUUCCGGAUUCCUCGGCACUGGAGAUGAUGCGACGCUCAUCCUGGAUCAGAUCACAGGAUCUGGAAUUGAAUCAAAGGAAUCAUUUCUAUUUGGGAGCUUUGAGAUGCAAAUCAAGCUGGUGCCUGGAAACUCUGCUGGAACGGUAACAGCAUAUUAUCUGUAUUCAAAUGGAGAGAAGCAUGAUGAGAUCGACUUUGAGUUCCUAGGGAACGUUUCAGGACAGCCAUACGUUAUCCACACAAACAUUUAUACUGGAGGAGAAGGUGGCAGAGAACAGCAGUUCUACCCGUGGUUCGACCCAACCGCUGAUUUCCACAAUUACACAAUCCAUUGGAACCCUACACAAGUUGUGUGGUAUGUGGACAGCAUCCCGAUAAGAGUUUUCAGGAACUAUCUGAGCAAUGGGAUUCCCUAUCCGAACAAGCAGGCAAUGCGAGUGUAUUCCAGCAUCUGGAACGCCGAUAGCUGGGCAACGAGAGGUGGCCUAGAUAAGAUUGAUUGGACAAAAGCACCCUUCAUUGCCAGAUUACGCCGUUUUACACCCAUGGCUUGCCAAUACAACGGGCCCGUCAGUAUCCGACAAUGCAGUGCACCUACACCUGGGAACUGGUGGAACUCUCCGGCAAACAGCAAAUUGAGCAGCGUUCAACAACGCAAGAUGGACUCAGUUAGAAACAAGUACAUGAUCUACGACUACUGCAAAAAUUUCAAAAGAUACAACGGGCUGAUGCCGGGCGAAUGUUUGAUGCCGCAGUAUUGAUAAAUGUUGAUCAGUAUCUCCAAGUCAGGAAAAUGUUACAACCUAAGCUACAAGAAAUAGGAAAAAAAUACAAGUAACAUCUUUGUAAUAUUGCAAAUUCAGAUUACUCCUCUAUGAAAAAGGGAAAAAAGAUUUUGGUCCAUUAAUUUUGUCUGCAAUUAAUUUUAGUAUAGUAAUUUCCAUAAUUCUCACAUUUUAACCAUUAAUCUGAAAAAAUAUGUCAAUUUGGUCCUCCAGCGUACGGACGUGCAAAUGCUUUUCAAUUUAGGAAUUUUUAGUCCCAUGUGGCACUAUAGUAUUACAUGGCAAUUGAGUUGACAUUUUUAGAAGAAAAAAUGUUAACUUUUUCCUCCUAAAGUCU
Sesamum indicum (sesame) is the source of this 1252-nucleotide messenger RNA. It is a transcript of the gene XTH26, whose product is annotated as xyloglucan endotransglucosylase/hydrolase 26. Gene Ontology annotation, molecular function: xyloglucan:xyloglucosyl transferase activity; hydrolase activity, hydrolyzing O-glycosyl compounds. Gene Ontology annotation, biological process: cell wall biogenesis; xyloglucan metabolic process. NCBI's taxonomy places the organism in Eukaryota, Viridiplantae, Streptophyta, Magnoliopsida, Lamiales, Pedaliaceae. Gene Ontology annotation, cellular component: cell wall; apoplast. The record is from RefSeq and is a predicted model, not a curated record.